Molecule: messenger RNA, 1555 nt
Organism: Phascolarctos cinereus (koala)
Lineage: Eukaryota; Metazoa; Chordata; Mammalia; Diprotodontia; Phascolarctidae
Gene: EIF2B3
Product: eukaryotic translation initiation factor 2B subunit gamma
Biological process (GO): biosynthetic process; cytoplasmic translational initiation
Cellular component (GO): guanyl-nucleotide exchange factor complex; eukaryotic translation initiation factor 2B complex
Molecular function (GO): translation initiation factor activity; guanyl-nucleotide exchange factor activity
Source: RefSeq, a predicted model, not a curated record
UGUGGGCGGAUCCGGGCUCUCUGCGCAAGCGCAGUAGCCGCGUGGUCGCCAUUGGGCUGUCAGUCUGGCGUGCGACUGGAGGCAGAGGCGGAGGUUGGAAACAUGGAGUUCCAAGCGGUGGUGAUGGCUGUGGGUGGAGGAUCCCGGAUGACAGAUUUGACUUCCAGUGUUCCCAAGCCCCUGCUCCCUGUUGGCAAUAAACCUUUGAUCUGGUACCCAUUGAACCUGCUGGAGAGUGUCGGAUUUGAAGAAGUAAUUGUGGUGACGUCCAAAGACGUGCAGAAGUGUUUGCCCUACACAGAUUUCAAGAUGAAGCUCGAUGUGGUGUGCAUCACGGACGAGACCGACAUGGGCACAGCCGACUCUCUGCGCCACAUUUCUCAGAAAAUUAAGACAGAUGUGUUGGUGCUGAGCUGUGAUCUAAUAACAGAUGUUGCGCUCCAUGAGGUUGUGGAUCUGUUCCGUGCACACGAUGCUUCCCUUUCGAUGUUGAUGAAAAAAGGCCAAGAGUCCAUGGAACCAGUCCCAGGACAGAAAGGGAAGAACAAGCCAGUGGAGCAGCGGGACUUCAUUGGUGUGGACAGCACGGGGAAGAGGCUGCUCUUCAUGGCUAACGAGGCCGACCUGGACGAAGAACUCGUCAUUAAGGCAUCGAUCCUGCAGAGGCAUCCUAGAAUACAUUUCCAAACAGGUCUUGUGGAUGCCCAUCUCUACUGCCUGAAGAAAUACGUUGUAGAUUUUCUGGUUGAAAACAGGUCAAUCACGUCCAUCCGGAGUGAGCUGAUUCCAUACUUAGUUAGGAAACAGUUCUCCUCGCCUUCAUCACUGCAGGGAUGCACUGAAAAAGAGCAGACCCCAGAGAAGAAGGACCAGAAGUCCAUAGAUAUUCACAGCUUCCUAAAGGACAACGACCUGCUGGCCGUGGAGCCCCAUAAUGCCUAUUGGAAGGACUGUGGAGUUCCUCGAGGCCGAGUCAGCUGCUACGUCCAUGUCAUGAAAGGGGGGUUCUGCUCUCGAGUGAACACCCUGGGGCUCUACAUCGAAGCCAACAAGCAGAUCCCCAAAUUGCUACCUGUUCUCUGCCCUGAGGAAGCCUUGCUUCACCCGUCUGCACAGAUCUUUGACCAGGCCCUGGUCGGACCUGACAGCAUCAUUGGACCAUCUGUGCAGGUGGGUGAGAAGACCUCCAUUAAAUACUCCAUCAUUGGGUCCAGCUGCCUCAUAAGAGACAGAGUGAAAAUCACCAACUCUCUGCUCAUGAACUCUGUCACUAUUGAGGAAGGGUGCAGCAUCCAGGGCAGUGUGAUCUGUAACAAUGUUGUCAUUGAGAAAGGUGCAGAUGUCAAGGAUUGCCUCAUUGGGAGUGGUCAGCGGAUAGAAGCCAAAGCCAAGAGAGUGAACGAGGUGAUCGUGGGGAAUGACCAGCUCAUGGAGAUCUGAGGUUGCCAGUGUCUGCAUCCUAGGACUGGGCAGAGGCCCAGCCUUUGCCAACCACAACUACUUUCCUGUCUGGCUGUUUGUAUUGAUCUCCCAAUAAAGACAUGUCUCCAGUGGA